UCAUAAUUUUUCAAUGCCACGGAUGUACUCCAUAUUUUGAUCCGAAAAUUGCACGUCUCUCUCUUCUCAGUGUACUAUCUUUGUGUGACGGGGAGAAUAGUUUAUAAAUCCAUGUACAUAUGUAACCAAACUCCCACUUGAGACUUGAGAGAGAGAGUUUGCAUUAGACAUUAGCUAAGUUUUUCCGAUGGCUUGUCUGUCUAUUGCUACUCCUGGUGGGCUUGGCAACAUAGCAAGGAUAAAUACUCAGUCCGGACGGAGCACUGGUCCUAUCUCUUACAAAAACCCAAAAACGAUAACCAAACAAUCCUUACGGUUGUCUAGAGGGAGGGUUUCGUGUGAACUUAUUAGAAUCACGGCGGCGGCAGAAAACAUGGCAACAACGGUCCCUGAGAAAUCCGGAGUCAAGGUUCAUCGUAACCCUCCUGAGUCUAAGCUCGCCCAACUCGGUGUCAGAAAUUGGCCCAAGUGGGGAUGCCCGCCAAGCAAAUUCCCAUGGACGUACGAUAGCAAAGAGACAUGCUAUCUGCUGAAGGGUAAGGUGAAGGUCUACCCAGCUGGAUCUAAUAAAGAAGAGGAGGCUGUAGAGAUUAGUGCGGGUGACUUGGUUGAGUUCCCAAAAGGGAUGAGCUGCACUUGGGAUGUGUCCGAGACUGUGGACAAGCACUAUAACUUUGAAUAGUUAGAUUAUGUGGAAAAGAAGAAAAAUAACUCUUCCUACUCACUUAGCCAGAUAGUAGUAUGGCACUACUAGCUGAUAUGUGGAGUAGUGUGUCUGCAUGUACAUUUGUGUACCCAAAAAAAGACAGUAUGGCACUUCCUUGUACCGUGGAUUGUGUGGCGCACUAUGUAUGGCACUUCUGUCUAUGUUUUGCUC
This is a messenger RNA of Rhododendron vialii, 877 nucleotides long. RefSeq lists its product as uncharacterized. Bases 188 to 682 code for a protein of 164 amino acids. The transcript has 2 exons. Lineage: Eukaryota; Viridiplantae; Streptophyta; Magnoliopsida; Ericales; Ericaceae. The record is from RefSeq and is a predicted model, not a curated record.